Messenger RNA from Pomacea canaliculata, 4407 nucleotides. Its product is annotated as tyrosine-protein kinase ABL1-like. Gene Ontology annotation, molecular function: ATP binding; non-membrane spanning protein tyrosine kinase activity; signaling receptor binding. The transcript has 18 exons. Gene Ontology annotation, cellular component: extrinsic component of cytoplasmic side of plasma membrane. NCBI's taxonomy places the organism in Eukaryota, Metazoa, Mollusca, Gastropoda, Architaenioglossa, Ampullariidae. The coding region runs from base 5 to 3001 and encodes 998 amino acids. The record is from RefSeq and is a predicted model, not a curated record. Gene Ontology annotation, biological process: innate immune response; cell differentiation; protein phosphorylation.
GACUAUGGGCGGCAGCUUCGGAAAGCAGAAGAAGAAGAAGACGUCAUCGUCGACGACAACGACGAGGACGACGACGACUAUAGCAAAGCCGCUGCCGUUGCCACCAACGAGCGAUGGUCGCCAUAACCGAGCUUCCGCUUCUCAGUCCCAAGGAGAUAACAACAACGACCACCAGACAGAGAUCGUCAUCGAGACAUCGCGACCCUUGCCGCUUCCUCCGCUGCCUGCGAAGCCAGUAACCAAAGAAACUUUUAUCGUUGUCGCACUGUAUGACUUCGAAGCACUGACCGACGAUGAUCUUUCCUUCAAAAAAGGCGAUCGUCUGCAAGUAGACAAGAUAGCACAUGAGAGCGACUGGUGGUUAGCAGUUCAUCUCGACACAGGAGAGAAUGGCUAUGUGCCGAGCAACUACGUGUGUGAGGACGACAACUCGCCCCAGGCACAAGACUGGUGGUUUGCAGACUGCGAUCGCAAGGAAUCGGAGAAGAUGCUGCUGGCUCCAGGCAACAUUCGUGGGACGUUCCUUGUACGGGGGGCGCGAGAUCACUCGACACUGGCCCUGUCUGUGAGGACAUCCGACUGCUACAAUGGUGAGCCGUGUGUCAAACACUAUCGCAUCAGGAAGACCACCGACGGUUCGUACUGGGUCAGUUCCAAGAAACUGUUCUCAUCAAUACUGGAGCUCAUCGACCAUUACUCAGUCAGUGCUGAAGGGCUCUGCUCGAGACUAACCACCCCUUGCCCACGUGACCGUCCCAUGGUGCAUUUUCGAGAGCUGGAGGUCAAUAGAGAUGCUGUAAGACUUUCGGACAGAGUUGGUGCCGGGUGCUUUGGUGAGGUCUGGAAAGGCAAACUCCGCAAUGUCAUCGACGUGGCCAUCAAGACACUCAAGCCGGGGACGAUGUCGACAGAAGCGUUCCUGGGGGAGGCGGACAUCAUGCACCGCCUGAGGCACAAGAAGCUGGUGCAGCUGCUGGCGGUGUGCACGCGCGAGGAGCCCAUCUGGAUCAUCACCGAGCUCAUGGUCAACGGCGCUCUCCUCACUUACCUCCGCAGCGACGCCGGCAAGACCGUCACCUUCCCCAUCGUCGUGGACAUGGCUGGCCAGAUCUCAGAUGCCAUGGCCUACCUUGAAUCGAAGAACUUCGUGCAUCGCGACCUGAGAGCAGCCAACAUCCUGGUCGGGGUUCACAACGAGGUCAAGGUGGCAGACUUCGGGUUGGCGCGAAUUCUGGAGGAUGAGACGUAUGACGCGUCAACCAAUGCCAAAUUCCCAAUCAAGUGGACGGCUCCGGAGGCAGGGCUGUACCGUCAGUUCAGCAUCAAGUCCGACGUGUGGUCCUUCGGGGUCCUGCUGUACGAAAUGGUCACUCUAGGGCGCGUGCCUUAUCCCGGUAUGGCGGGUUCAGAGGUGCUGCUGAAAGUGGAACGAGGCUACCGGAUGGAGCGGCCCAAGGGGGGACUGGGUUGCUCGGAGGCCUUCUAUGAAAUCAUGGGCAAGUGCUGGAACGAGGCACCCGAACAACGGCCCACCUUCGAAUUCCUGCACAGCAUCUUCAUCGACUACUUCACCAGCACCGAGCAGGACUACUUCGACACCGCCAACGCCUCCACCAUGGGGGCGAGACAAGCCAAGCCCAGCGAGGAUCGGAAGGAUAACUCCAAACGACUUCCGUCCAAGAAAGAUCUGAUCAACGGGCCCUCACCUGAACUGCUCACCGCCGGCAUCAGCCCCGGGAAGACAGACCCUCGAGGUGAUGGGUCAAAGCGUCCGCUGCCGCCGCCACCACCACCUAAAGCGCCCAAAGAAGAGGCAAAGACUGUGCUGGCUAUGUACGACUUCGAUGGAAUCAACAACGAUGACUUAAGCUUCAAGAAAGGAGACCGUUUGAAACUGGAGAGUAACAAACCACACCUCCCUCGUCUGUCCGUCCUCAUGAACUACGGGGCACCGACAGGCCUGAGCAUCAAACAUUAUAAGAUCAGGACACUGACACAGGGAGGAUACUGCAUCAGCGCCCGUCAGUCUUUCCGGACUGUCGUGGACCUCAUCAAGUAUUACAGAGAUUGCCCCAGCGGUCGUACAGGACUGUGCACGAGGCUCAUCCACCCGUGUCCUCGUGAGCGGCCCAAAGUUCUGUUCCGGGAGCUGGAGGUCGCCAGGGAGUUCGUCAAACUGGGGAGCAAGCUGGGCGCUGGAUGCUUUGGAGAUGUCUUUCAAGGUAGACUGCAUGGCGUCAUCGACGUGGCCAUCAAGACCCUCAAGCCGGGCACGAUGACGUCAGAGGCAUUCUUGCGGGAGGCCAAGCUGAUGCACAGCCAGCUGCACGACAACCUGGUGCAGCUGCUGGCCGUCUGCACGACGGAGGAGCCCAUCUGGAUCAUCACGGAGCUGAUGGUGCACGGUUCGCUUCUGGACUAUCUGCGCAACGAUGCGGGGGCCGCAGUCACCUUUGCUGUUAUCGUCGACAUGGCAGCUCAGAUAUCAGACGCCAUGUCCUACCUGGAGCGGAAGAAUUUCGUGCACCGCGACCUGCGAGCGGCCAACAUUCUGGUGGGAGAAGGUCACGAGGUUAAGGUCGCGGACUUCGGGCUGGCGCGCGUGCUGGAGACGGAUGGCAACGGCGAAACCUUCUCAGCACCAGACAAUUCCAAGUUCCCUCUGAAGUGGACCGCACCGGAAGCUGCCUCACAGCGCAUGUUCACCACCAAGUCUGAUGUCUGGUCCUUUGGUGUCUUGCUGUACGAGAUGGUCACACUAGGCCGGGUGCCCUACCCGGGCAUGUCAGGGAUGGAGACCUUGACGAAGAUUCGCGAGGGCUACCGCAUGGAGAGACCGGUGACGGGCAAGAUCGUUUGUUCGGAGGACUUUUACAACAUCAUGAGCAGCUGCUGGAAAGCCGUGCCGGACGAACGUCCCACCUUUGAAUACCUCCACAGCAUCUUCGUCGACUACAUCGUCAGCACAGAGGAGUCCUACGAUGAUUCCAACCGCAUCUAACAAACAUCACUUCCAGCUUUGCCCACUUCCUUCCCUCCUUUUCAUUCAUCCGUCGUUGGACUCACCCGUGGAUCUCGAGGAACGCGACUGUCGCGACGAGUGUCGGACGCUGCGACGAUCCUUACUCACCUGUGACGUCAGGGAGCUUCCCCAAUUCUAUAUUUAGUAUCAGUCGUCGCGUGUGACAGACGCCGAGGGUAAAGGUUGUGGCGAGGUGUAAACAAAUCGUUAGAGUUGCCAGUAAGGUCAGACUUGGGCGCUUUGAAAUACUUGCAUAUCGUUGACAGAAGCCUAAAAAACUUGGCCUGCUCGUGAGGACCCCGUAUUAACAUUUAAUUUUUUGAUAACUGUGUCUCCAGGAAACAAAUGAUAAAAAAAGCAAACAGGAAUGUUAACACUCCGCUGUUUUGUACAUGUAUAUUUUUGUAUGUUUUAACAUAUACUUUAACGAACAAUUGGUUUUAAUAAUGAAAAGAGGUGCUUUUUCAAAAGGUAUUUCCCAAAAUUAGGCUAAUAAUAAUAAUAGUUACAGAAUUUCUAAGGCAUCAACUCUUGCAAUAACAGAGGCGCACACAUAUAAGCAACAAUGCACAUACACACGCGCACCCUAACACAUAUAACACGUAAACAAUAAACACAAGAAUGUGUACACAAGGGACCUCUACCAGGUACAGGCAGGCCACGGCUACAGGAAGAGAGAAAAAAAGAUAAUGUUUCAACAGUUUUUGACAGUAGAACGGAGUUCGGAUGAAUGUAGAGGGGCAGUGUGUAAGUGGACCAGAGACGACAAGGAGCGCGAACCACAUGAACCGAGUCUGGUUCGAGGGCUGCGAAGGAGAUGGGAAGAGGACCACAAAGAACGAGGUGGUGCAGGUAUUUGAAAGGAGGAGGAUUGGGAAGUGGGGGGCUGAGUUCUUGAGACACCUGUAACUAACGAUGCUCGAUACCAGGAGUCAGUGGAGAGGACUAUGAUGGAGUUCCUUCCCCCCCUUAUCCCCCUCCCACUCACCAAUAAUGAUACGAGCACCGUUAUUUUUGAACAUGUACGGUGCGACACUUCCAUCUAAAUUAUGAAAAUCUGUCGGACAUCAACUGUUCGCACACAGUCCAAAUAUUGAUGGACUUCCACGACUUGGACAUCCUGCAAAUUCUAUAUUCAAUGUUGUCAGAUAUUUUGCUACUAUUUUUGGACAUGAUAUAUUGUCGAAAUCGUACAGUGGCCCUGGAAUGUUUUGAUGUUUGUACAGUGAGGUUUGUAGAUAAUAUUCUGUCUGAGCGUUAAGGUUGGAAUGUUUUGAUGUUUGUAUAGCACAUAAAUACACUGUAAUACGCAGACUAAGUUGGUGAAAUUGAUUGUCAUCAUUUGGAAAUACACCAUGUAAAUAAAAUUGUUUUAUUUUCGAAAA